AUGAAGUACACAAUUUCGGCACUUUCUAUGCUGGCCAUGGCUGUGGCCCAGCAGGUCGGCACCGAGCAAGCCGAGACUCACCCCAAGCUGAGCUGGCAGAGAUGCACUUCAGCAUCUUGCUCCAACGUCAACGCCGAGGUCGUCAUCGAUGCCAACUGGCGUUGGGUUCACGGUGUUGGCGGAUACCAGAACUGCUACGACGGAAACUCAUGGACCGGUUUGUGUACGACCGGAGACAACUGUGCUCAGACUUGUGCUGUCGAGGGAGCUGAGUACAGCGGCACCUACGGCGUGUCGACCAGCGGUAAUGCCCUGACUUUGAAGUUCGUCCAGGAGCACCAGUACGGCAAGAACAUUGGCUCCCGAAUGUACCUCAUGAACGGAGACAGCAAGUACCAGACCUUCCAGCUUCUGAACAACGAGUUUGCCUUCGACGUCGACUUGUCCAGCGUUGAGUGUGGCAUGAACAGUGCCUUGUACUUCGUUGCCAUGAAAGAGGACGGUGGUCUCUCGUCCGAGUCUAACAACAAGGCCGGAGCCAAGUACGGUACAGGGUACUGUGACGCCCAAUGUGCUCGUGAUCUGAAGUUCAUCGGCGGCAAGGGUAAUGUUGAAGGUUGGGAGCCUUCAGAGACCGAUGACAGUGCUGGUGUCGGCAACAUGGGUGCCUGCUGCGCUGAGAUUGACGUCUGGGAGUCCAAUGCGUACGCCUAUGCUCUGACUCCUCAUCCGUGCGAGAACAACAACUACCACGUCUGCGAGGGCGACACUUGUGGCGGUACUUACUCCGAGGACCGCUACGGUGGGGGCUGCGAUGCCAACGGUUGCGACUACAACCCGUACCGCAUGGGCAACCCCGACUUCUACGGCCCCGGAAAGACCGUCGACACCACCAAGAAAUUCACCGUCAUCACCCGCUUCGCCCCCGACCGCAUGUACCAGGUCUUCAUCCAGGACGGUAACACCAUCGAAGUGCCCGGCGCCAAGUGGGAGGGCGUCCCAGAGACAUCGGAGAUCACGCCCGAAUACUGCGAGCGCCAGUUCGCCGUCUUCAACGAGCGGGACCGCUUCAACGAGGUGGGCGGAUACCCCCAGCUCAACGCCGCCCUCAACAUCCCCAUGACUCUCGUAAUGUCUAUUUGGAGCGACCACUAUGCCAACAUGCUCUGGCUCGACUCCACCUACCCUCCCGAGAGGGCUGGACAGCCCGGCACCGAGCGUGGACCUUGUGCCCCGGAUUCGGGUGUCCCUGCCGAAGUCAUCGAGCAGUUCCCCAACUCUCAGGUUGUUUGGUCCAACAUCCGCUUCGGUCCUAUCGGCAGCACUUACGCCGUCUGA
Molecule: messenger RNA, 1338 nt
Organism: Colletotrichum orchidophilum
Lineage: Eukaryota; Fungi; Ascomycota; Sordariomycetes; Glomerellales; Glomerellaceae
Product: glycosyl hydrolase family 7
Exons: 5
Coding region: 1-1338 (445 amino acids)
Biological process (GO): carbohydrate metabolic process
Molecular function (GO): hydrolase activity, hydrolyzing O-glycosyl compounds
Source: RefSeq, a predicted model, not a curated record